AUGGAGGGCGACAGUGCCAACACCAACCUCGAUGCGGCGAUAGAGUCGCUCCUGAACGUCGAGAAGCAGAUGAGGCUGGCCGGCGAUGUCGCCGGCACGCGGAAGGCCGUCAUCGACAUCGUCGAGCUCUGCUACAAGGCCGGCGCGUGGAAGACGCUCAACGACCAAAUCGUUCUCCUCUCCAAGAGGAGAGGCCAGCUUAAGCAGGCCAUAACUGCUAUGGUUCAGAAAGCAAUGGACUACAUUGAUUUGACACUAGACAUUGACACACGCAUCGAGCUAAUCAAAACACUGAGCAGCGUUUCUGCUGGCAAAAUUUAUGUUGAGAUAGAGAGAGCAAGAUUGAUCAAAAGACUUGCUAAAAUCAAAGAGGAGCAGGGACAGAUUGACGAGGCUGCUGAUUUGAUGCAAGAAGUUGCUGUCGAAACAUUUGGUUCCAUGGCCAAGACAGAAAAAAUUGCUUUUAUUCUUGACCAGGUCCGGCUAUGCCUAGAUCGGCAAGAUUAUGUCAGAGCACAAAUUUUAUCAAGGAAAAUUAGUACUAGAGUAUUCGAAGCAGAUCCAUUGAAGGAAAAAAAGAAACAAAAGGAAGGGGACAAUAUUGUUCAGGAUGCUCCUGCAGACAUUCCAUCCCUACUAGAAUUGAAGCGCAUCUACUAUGAACUGAUGAUUCGAUAUUACAUGCACAACAAUGAUUACCUGGAAAUCUGCCGUUGCUACAAGGCGAUUUAUGAUAUUCCAGCGAUAAAAGAGGAUCCAACAAAGUGGAUACCCGGUACUCUCUCAACAUGUGUAUACAUGACACCCAUCCACCAACCCCUCAAUUAUCUGACUACCUUAAUUCCUUUGCAGAUUCUUAGGAAGAUCUGUUGGUACUUGGUGCUAGCACCUCAUGAUCCUAUGCAAUCGAGCCUUCUCAAUGCUACACUUGAGGAUAAGAACCUUACAGAAAUCCCAAAUUUUAGAUUAUUGCUAAAGCAGCUGGUUACCAUGGAGGUCAUCCAGUGGACAACGUUGUGGGAGUUCGCCAAGCACGAAUACGAGAACGAGAAGAAUCUUCUCGGAGGAGCUUUGGGUGCCAAAGCUGCAGAAGAUUUGAAGCUGAGGAUUAUCGAACAUAAUAUCUUGGUGGUGUCGAAAUAUUAUUCUAGGAUUACCCUCAAGAGGCUUGCGGACCUUCUCUGCCUGAGUUUGCAGGAGGCAGAGAAGCAUCUUUCAGAUAUGGUGAACUCAAAAUCUCUGAUUGCGAAGAUUGACAGGCCGAUGGGAGUCGUUAGUUUCCAGACAGCCCAAGACUGCAAUGGCACACUCAACUCAUGGGCCACAAACCUCGAGAAACUUCUCGACCUUGUCGAGAAGAGUUGCCACCAGAUACAUAAGGAGACCAUGAUCCACAAGGCGGUGUUAAAAGCUUGA
Miscanthus lutarioriparius is the source of this 1416-nucleotide messenger RNA. The record is from the annotation of a GenBank genome assembly. NCBI's taxonomy places the organism in Eukaryota, Viridiplantae, Streptophyta, Magnoliopsida, Poales, Poaceae.